AUGCAGGGGGCCUGGGUGCUGCUGCUGGGCCUGCAGCUACGGCUGUCCCUCGGCUUCGCCCCAGUUGAAGAGAAAGACCCAGCCUUCUGGAACCGGCAGGCAGCCCAGGCCCUGGAUGUUGCUAAGAAGCUGCAACCCAUCCAGACGGCUGCCAAGAAUCUCAUUCUCUUCCUGGGGGACGGGAUGGGGGUGCCCACGGUGACAGCCACUCGGAUCCUAAAGGGGCAGAUGAAUGGCAAACUGGGAGCUGAGACGCCCCUGGCCAUGGACCGAUUCCCGUACCUGGCUCUGUCCAAGACAUACAACGUGGACAGACAGGUGCCAGACAGCGCAGGCACGGCCACCGCCUACCUGUGCGGGGUCAAGGCCAACAUGAAGACCAUUGGUGUAAGUGCAGCUGCCCGCUACAACGAGUGCAGCACGGUACGUGGCAAUGAGGUCAUGUCUGUGAUGAACCGGGCCAAGAAAGCAGGGAAGUCCGUGGGAGUGGUGACCACUACGAGGGUGCAGCAUGCCUCGCCAGCUGGUACCUAUGCACACACGGUGAACCGUAACUGGUAUUCGGACACGGACAUGCCCGCCCAGGCGAAGAAGGAGGGCUGCCAGGACAUCGCCACGCAGCUCAUCUACAACAUGGACAUUGACGUGAUCCUGGGUGGAGGCCGAAAGUACAUGUUUCCUGAGGGGACCCCAGACCCUGAGUACCCAGGCGAUGCCAGUCAGAACGGAAUCCGGAAGGACAGGAAGAACCUGGUGCAGGAGUGGCAGGCCAAGUACCAGGGCACCCAGUACGUGUGGAACCGCACGGCGCUCAUUCAGGCAUCUAAGGACCCCAGUGUAACACACCUCAUGGGCCUCUUUGAGCCAGCAGACAUGAAGUAUGAGGCCCAGCGAGACCACACCAAGGACCCAUCCCUGCAGGAGAUGACAGAGGCAGCCCUGCGUGUGCUGAGCAGGAACCCCCGUGGCUUCUACCUCUUCGUGGAGGGAGGCCGCAUUGACCACGGUCACCAUGAAGGCGUAGCUUAUAGGGCGCUGACCGAGGCGGUCAUGUUCGACAAUGCCAUUGCCGCGGCCAGCCAGCUCACUAGGGAAGCGGACACGCUGAUCCUCGUCACCGCCGACCACUCCCAUGUCUUCUCUUUUGGCGGCUACACGCUGCGUGGAAGCUCCGUUUUCGGGCUGGGUUUUGGCAAGGCCACUGACGGCAAGUCCUACACCUCCAUCCUCUAUGGCAAUGGCCCGGGGUACGCGCUUGGCGGAGCCUCAAGGCCCGACGUCAACGACAGCGAAAGCAGUGACCCCGCGUACCGGCAGCAGGCGGCCGUGCCCCUGGGGAGCGAGACCCACGGCGGCGAGGACGUGGCGGUGUUCGCGCGCGGCCCGCAGGCGCACCUGGUGCACGGCGUGCAGGAGCAGAGCUUCGUGGCGCACGUCAUGGCCUUCGCCGCCUGCCUGGAGCCCUACGCCACCGACUGCCACCUGCAGCCCCCCUGCGACGCCGCGCACCGGGCCGCCUGCCCGCCCUCGCUGGCGCUGCUGGUCGGGGCGCUGCUGCCGCUGCUGCUGGCGCCCGGCCCGCGAUGA
Molecule: messenger RNA, 1587 nt
Organism: Balaenoptera ricei (Rice's whale)
Lineage: Eukaryota; Metazoa; Chordata; Mammalia; Artiodactyla; Balaenopteridae
Gene: ALPI
Product: alkaline phosphatase, intestinal
Exons: 11
Coding region: 1-1587 (528 amino acids)
Biological process (GO): dephosphorylation
Cellular component (GO): plasma membrane
Molecular function (GO): alkaline phosphatase activity
Source: RefSeq, a predicted model, not a curated record